AUGGACCCCUCACGCAACAUGAAGACCCUCCUUCAGGACGCCUUGGAUGAGCUGGUUUCGACCAAGUCGCCAAACGCCCGAGUAGACCAGGCGCUGGCGACGUUGGAGCGUCUGCUCGCCGAAAUCUGUGUCUCACCUACUCCGAAUGCUCUGGAACGGUUGUAUCUAUUCAUCGAACUGCAGGACAGGUUCGAUUGUAACGUGCCCUCUCGGAUUCUCUCGUGGAUGGGUGGGUCAGCGGCACGGUUGGAGGCAAUCUUGAGCAAGACCAUAUCAGAUCAAGAGCGGGAGACACAGUCUGCGCCAUUCACCCGUCAGCUCAUACAAGCAUUGUCGAUACUGCAGGGUGUUGCGCUCAUCCACGAGGAGAGUAAACGCUACCUGGGUCGUCGUUACCCUCUAGAGGUGCUCUUGGACCUCUUGCUCACCUCGAGACACGUGUCGUUUGUUCCCCCAUCAACUAGCCACUCCACUCCAUCAUCUCCGAGAUCCAAUGUAUCUUCUCGGAAUGAAAGCCCAAAUCCACCCUCCGUUCCUCUUACUUCUGCUGUGUUGGAUACGUUGCUCUGUGUUCUCGUUGACUCAUCUCCGGCGCUUCGCUUGUUCGAGGAUUUGAAAGGUGUCCAGUAUGUGGUCAAAAUCCUCAAGCGGGCAGGGACGCCUCGCGAAGUUAGGAUGAAAUGUCUCGAAUUUCUAUAUUUCUAUCUUUUGGACGAAAUCCCCGUUUCACCGUUGAAUGUCUCGUCGGAUCCUCGCUCUCCGGUGGGCAUCGCAGGAACUCCGACACCGUCCUCUAGGGCACCAAAUCGUGCCAUACUGUCUACGUCUCAUUCGACCACCUCAUCAGUCUCAUCGACAUACUCCUCGUCGUCCUCGUCGUCUGGGUCAUCCGUAUCCACCUCGGCUACGUCGGUCUCUUCUCUUCCAUCUACUCCUGCAACGUCUCGUGAAUCUUCUACUACUCCGACAACCCCGCCGUUGCCGAAACCUGCCUUCUCCCGCUCACCUCGACUUGUCACCCCGCCAUCGUCGCGCGCACUGCCUCGCUCACUCCUCAUGCUCCGCCGUGAAGUCGAUUACGUCCCACAAAGUCCCAAGAAGGCACCAAUCUCGAGCCAUGGGCUCGGUGGGCAGGGGACGGGAGAGGCGGUCAAGUCGCGGCUGAAACAGCGCGGGACUGUCGACGUGCUGUCUUCCGAGGAAACGGAGAGCGAGGAGGUGCACACGCCGCAGACGAAUCGCCCAUCGCAUUCGCGCGGGUUCUCUAUUUCUUCGCACGGAUCGCACGGAGACCCAUCCGCCAUCAUAUAUACCCCUUCUGGAGCGGACAGGAACGUACUUGGGCCCAGCCGGCACCGCCGCGCACAGAGUUGCGCUGACGUCGGCUCGCUGGACCCCCCAUUUCAGCUGGGGUGGUCGAGCUCUUCGAGCUCCUCUAGUGGUAGCGCACGCAGUGCUAUCCCGAGUAAGAGUGGUGCGCGGACGAUGGAAGAGAAGAAGGAGAUCCUGGGCAGCAUGCUGGGGAACGUGGACGCGCUGGUCGAGGGGGUGCGCAAGGCGGGUAUCUGGGGCCUUGGUUAG
Molecule: messenger RNA, 1581 nt
Organism: Sparassis crispa
Lineage: Eukaryota; Fungi; Basidiomycota; Agaricomycetes; Polyporales; Sparassidaceae
Exons: 6
Coding region: 1-1581 (526 amino acids)
Source: RefSeq, a predicted model, not a curated record